UUUAUAUAUAUAUAUAUAUAUCCUUCAUGGCUUCCCUUGAUGGUGAGAAAAGUAAUGAAAAUCAUGUUGAGAUUCGUGUUGGGGCGAUUGGGGUGGAGCGAAAACGAAAGCAAGAAAUUGAAGCAAAAAACAUAGAUUAUUCUGAGAGGGCGAAUUGGGUGCGUGCAGCAGUGUUGGGAGCGAACGAUGGAUUAGUCUCGGUGGCAUCAUUGAUGAUGGGUGUUGGAGCUGUUAAGGAGAACGUAACAGCCAUGGUUCUUGCUGGUUUUGCGGGGUUAAUUGCAGGGGCAUGCAGCAUGGCAAUUGGAGAGUUUGUGUCUGUGUACACUCAGUACGACAUAGAAAUGGGUGAGAUCGAAAGAGAGAGAGAAAACAAGGUUGUUGUUGUUGGUGAUGAUGAUGAUGAUGAUGGAGUGAGUGAAGAAGGUAAAAGGGAAAAGUUGCCGAAUCCAUUUCAUGCUGCUGUAGCAUCAGCUUUAGCAUUUUCUGUGGGUGCAGUGGUGCCACUGCUAUCUGCUGCAUUCAUAAGGAACCAUAAAAUAAGACUUGGUGUUGUUGUUGCUGUGGCUAGCAUCACGUUGGUGGUGUUUGGUUGGUUAGGAGCGGUGCUCGGAAAAACUCCGAUCACAAAAUCUUGCCUUAGAGUGCUCAUCGGAGGUUGGAUGGCUAUGACUCUAACAUUUGGCCUCACCAAGUUAUUUGCCUUUGCUGAGAUUUGAGUCUUUGAUUUUUUUUUUCUCACUUGAAAAAUAUUAUAAGAGAAGGUUAAUUAAAAAAUUUAAGAUAACUUAUGAUAGAUCUUUUGGUUUUCUUUUUCUAAUAAUAUUCUAUGUUGUUAGAAAUUUGUCGUGUGAAAAGUGUUGUCUUGCAUGCCAAUGGACACCUGGUAGAAAAAGAGAAAUGUGAAUGUGAUGUGAGAA
This is a messenger RNA of Vigna unguiculata (cowpea), 920 nucleotides long. RefSeq names its product vacuolar iron transporter homolog 4 pseudogene. NCBI's taxonomy places the organism in Eukaryota, Viridiplantae, Streptophyta, Magnoliopsida, Fabales, Fabaceae. The record is from RefSeq and is a predicted model, not a curated record.